Molecule: messenger RNA, 2487 nt
Organism: Argentina anserina (silverweed cinquefoil)
Lineage: Eukaryota; Viridiplantae; Streptophyta; Magnoliopsida; Rosales; Rosaceae
Product: protein EMBRYO SAC DEVELOPMENT ARREST 30
Exons: 11
Coding region: 33-2027 (664 amino acids)
Cellular component (GO): cytoplasm; chloroplast
Source: RefSeq, a predicted model, not a curated record
AGAAGAAGAAUCCGUGUGAUGGUGUGGGGAAGAUGGUGUUGUUCAAAUCCAAGAUAAAAUGGGUGGCUCUCUUCGUCCUCCUUUUAUCUUUCGCUUCUCUCCUCCGUCACCUCUCCAUCGCCAAGUACUCGUCUCUCGAUUUAGUCCACUACAGCGCCCUCACCGCCUUCCACAACGACUUCGAUUCCGCCUUGGGCACUCUGAGAACUCCCAGCAGGAAGCUCUGGGCCGCUGUCAAGCCCUUACAGUCUCUGCAGCCCUAUGCCAAUCCUCGAACCAACUAUCCAGCUCCUAAUCAACACAGCACUCGCUUCAUUUACGCUAAGAUUUUCGGUGAUUUCGCAAGGAUAAGAUCUUCGAUCUGUGAUCUGGUCAUCGUAUCCAGGCUUCUAAAUGCUACUCUUGUCGUCCCAGAGAUUCAACAAACCAUUCGCUCCAAAGGCAUCAGCAAUCGUUUCAAGAGUUUCUCGUAUCUCUAUGACGAGGAGCAAUUUAUCGCGUCUCUCAAGAAUGACAUCAUUGUUGUCAAGAGCCUGCCGGAUAGUCUCAAGGCUGCCAGGAAAAGGAAUGAAUUCAAAACUUUUAAACCCAAGAAUUCAGCUUCUCCUGAGUAUUAUAUCAAAGAAGUCCUACCAAUGCUGAAGAAAGCCAAGGUUGUCGGCCUCAUUCUUGCUGAUGGCGGAUGUCUGCAGUCAAUACUUCCGCCAAGCAUGGUCGAGCUUCAAAGGCUUAGAUGCAGGGUUGCAUUCCACUCACUUCAAUUUAGGCAAGAAAUUCAAAUUCUUGGACGACGGAUGGUGGAGAGAUUACGUGCAUGGGGCCAACCUUUCCUAGCAUAUAAUCCUGGUUUAUUGAGAGAAACAUUGGCAUAUCAUGGUUGUGGUGAACUUUUUCAGGAUGUUCACACUGAACUAAUACAAUAUCGAAGGGCUCAAAUGAUUAAGCGGGGAAUUAUUAAGGAAGAAUUGAGUGUAAAUUCACACCUUCGCAGAUUAAAUGGUUCUUGCCCGCUUAUGCCUGAAGAGGUUGGUAUUCUACUUCGUGCUAUGGGAUAUCCUCCUAAGACAAUAAUAUAUUUGACUGGUUCUGAAACAUUUGGUGGUCAACGUGUACUAGUUCCUCUGCGUGCUAUGUUUGCCAACCUAGUAGAUCGCACUUCUUUGUGCACGAAUAAAGAACUCUCUGAUUUACUGGGGCCCGAAACACCUCUUCCUCUCAAUCCUUUUCAACCACCUCCAGCAAAAAGUGAGGAGCAGCUGAAAGAAGAAUGGAAGAGAGCUGGUCCUAGGCCUCGGCCUCUUCCUCCACCUCCAAGUAGACCUAUCUAUCAGCAUGAAAAAGAAGGUUGGUAUGGUUGGAUCACUGAGAGAGACACUGAACCAGAACCUUCAAUGUUGUACCUAAGGAUGCAAGCUCAUAGACUACUUUGGGAUGCUCUUGAUUAUAUUGUUUCAGUGGAGUCAAACGCAUUCUUUCCUGGUUUUCACAAUGAUGGCAGUGGAUGGCCUGACUUUUCAAGCUUGGUAAUGGGACACCGUUUAUAUGAAAUGGCUUCCUCGAGGACGUACCGACCAGACAGGAAAGUUGUAGCCGAACUUUUCAACAUGACCAGGGACAAUAUUUACCACCACAAGCAUAAUUGGAUACUGUCGGUACAGGAACAUCUUAACAAAAGCUUGGGUGAGGAGGGCUUAAUUAGGCAAUCGGUGUUCUCAAAACCAGCAUCAUUUAUUUCACACCCACUCCCAGAAUGCACUUGUAGAAUAUCUUCUGCCGAUUCUCCUGGUCAUGUAAAAGGGAAUGAUGGCCGAAUUGUAUAUGGAGGUGAAGAAGAGUGUCCCAAAUGGAUGCAGCAUGGUCAAGAUGUUCAAGCACAGUCAACUGGGGAAGAGGUUGGUAACUCUGAUGACAAUGAAUCAUCAGACUAUGGAAAUACUGUGGUUGAAGUGCCAGAAUCAAAUGACAGUGACAGAAAAGAUGUGAAUUUAGUUUUCAAUCAGGAUGAAGAAAUGGAUCCAAAUGACUAAAUUUGUAGUUACAGAUGAUAUAGCUUCGAUCAUAAGACUACAUAGCAGCGCACAGAAUUUUCUAAAAUGGGGAGUUUUGGAGAUAGAGAAUAGCAUCCUGGUUCCUUUGUUUUUUUUUUUUUUUCGUUUAUGUGACACUGGUAUUCAUAUAUAUUCUUUGGGUCAAUUCUUGGGUUUUCUAUAGCAACAGCAGAAAGGAGUUACUUCAUACAAACGAGGAGUGGGACUAGAUCAAUGCACUGUGGUUAGCAUAUCAGAGUAUGUACACCUUGCUCUUUACCUUUUUUUUUGUUUAUUUAGUCAUAGGAAAAGUCCUACGUGCUAGAUCAGCCACCUCUGUAAUUUUUCUAUACAGAACAAGAGAGAGACUACAUUGAAACAGCCAUUGCAAAUUUUUGUUCAUUACUUUGUUCAGCUUUCAUUCUUUACUAAUAAAACCAUCUGUUGAUAUUGAUUUUCA